CGUUUAGGAAGGCACAGACAGAGAAAGAAUGCUUGAGAGCGGACGUACAGCGUUGGAGAGACGCAGUGAGAGAUAGCAAGAGAGCCGCCAACCUCCUGCAGGAAGAAGUCAAGGAUAUUAAGCACUCCAUGAAAGAGUGUGACUUUGAAAUAAAUCGACUCAACGUUGAGAAGAAACAUGUAAUGAAUGAGAAAAUCGCCAUCAGUAAACAGCUUUUGAACUCCACACAAGAAAACGACCUGCUCAAUGAAAAAGUGAAAAUAUUUCAAGCCACUAUUGAUAAAGGCAAAACCCUCUACGCCAAACGUCUUCACGAUAUUCGACUGUUGAAAUUCGAAAUAGAGCAGUUACGGAAAGAGAAAGGUAACUUGUCCAAAGCACUGAACAACACCACAGACUUCCGUUCGGAGAUCUAUCACUUGGAGAGAGACCUUGCCAAAGAGAGACUCAAGUCUAAAGCACUAGAGGAGGAACUCCAAACACCCCUGAAUGUGCAUCGAUGGCGGAAGCUUGAGGGAUCCGACCCAAGCAAACUAGAGCUGAUACAGAAAAUUCACAUCCUCCAGAAACGUCUGGUGAAGGGAAUUUCAACGAUAGAGGAGCAGGAAAAGAAGUACGUAGAGGUAGAACAGAAGUACGAGGUGUUGAAGUUGAAAUUCUGUCGUCAGCCGACUCCUCAGGCCUCUCAACAACUCUAUAAAGUCCAGCUCAUAUUGAGGAAGAAGAUACAAACUAUCAAGAGACUCACAACCAAAGUAAAUGUUCUGGUCUCUCGAAAUACGGAGUUGAAGCAUAACUUGGAGUGCGCUAACACCGAACUCAAUAAUUUGAAGAAAUCCUAUUUUGAUCAGAAAAGAAAAGAAGACAAGUAUAAGCAGCAAAUAGCUGACAUGAGAAAACUGAAUAAUCCGGAAAAUGAUGAUCUCGCUCUUCCUCCUAUCAAAUCGAACGUCUUUGUCAGUUCAGUUCUAAGGCAGAGCUUCUAAAGUGUGAAACUUUAUGAAAUAAAUUAUCAUUUAUUAUAAAUUAA
Messenger RNA from Nilaparvata lugens (brown planthopper), 1030 nucleotides. RefSeq names its product cilia- and flagella-associated protein 58-like. Gene Ontology annotation, cellular component: cytoskeleton. The record is from RefSeq and is a predicted model, not a curated record. NCBI's taxonomy places the organism in Eukaryota, Metazoa, Arthropoda, Insecta, Hemiptera, Delphacidae.